GCGGGGUGACGGAGGGCGCCUGGGUGCUCCCCUAGGCGAGUGGCUCGUAGCCGUCAGAAAGGACCCGCCGCGGCCUCCUCGGGGAGGCCUUGAGGGGGCGCCGCCAUGUUUGGCUGCUUGGUGGCCGGGCGGCUGGUGCAAACAGCUGCGCAGCAGGUAGCAGAAGACAAGUUUGUGUUCGACUUGCCUGACUAUGAAAGCAUCAACCACGUGGUGGUCUUCAUGCUUGGAACAGUGCCUUUUCCCGAGGGCAUGGGUGGUUCGGUCUACUUCUGCUUUCCUGACGAGAAUGGGGUGGCAGUGUGGCAGCUGCUGGGAUUUGUUACAAAUGAGAAACCGAGUGCCAUCUUCAAAAUUUCUGGCCUAAAAUCUGGAAAAGGCAGCCAGCAUCCUUUCGGAGCCAUGAGUAUCCCUCAAGUGCCAUCGGUAGCGCAGAUUGGAAUUUCUGUGGAGCUGCUGGAACUCUUGGCUCAGCAGACCCCUGUAGCAAGCGCUGCUGUAUCGUCAGUCAAUUCAUUCACUGAGUUCACGCAAAAGAUGCUAGACAAUUUUUAUAAUUUCGCCUCGUCGUUUGCCGUCACUCAGGCCCAGAUGACACCAAACCCCUCUGAAGCCUUCAUUCCUGCAAACGUCGUCCUGAAGUGGUACGAGAAUUUCCAAAGACGACUAACUCAGAACCCGUUCUUUUGGAAAACAUAAUUACAAGUCGAGUCAUUUGACAUGCACUCUAAGGAUGAUCGCACCUUAAAGAUCAGGCAGAAUGGACCUAGGAAGAAAAUCUGGAUGGAAUAAUUGCAAGUCCAUGCAAUUGGGAAACACACAGGUUUUGUAGUAUCUUUGGGACUUUGUUUAAAAUUAAAGCCCUGAAAAGUA
Messenger RNA from Eublepharis macularius, 873 nucleotides. RefSeq names its product heat shock protein nuclear import factor hikeshi (gene HIKESHI). Gene Ontology annotation, cellular component: nucleus; cytosol. The record is from RefSeq and is a predicted model, not a curated record. Gene Ontology annotation, molecular function: nuclear import signal receptor activity; Hsp70 protein binding. The transcript has 5 exons. The coding region runs from base 106 to 699 and encodes 197 amino acids. Gene Ontology annotation, biological process: protein import into nucleus. NCBI's taxonomy places the organism in Eukaryota, Metazoa, Chordata, Lepidosauria, Squamata, Eublepharidae.